This is a messenger RNA of Leopardus geoffroyi (Geoffroy's cat), 2740 nucleotides long. It is a transcript of the gene ENO4, whose product is annotated as enolase 4. The coding region runs from base 329 to 2167 and encodes 612 amino acids. Gene Ontology annotation, molecular function: phosphopyruvate hydratase activity; magnesium ion binding. The transcript has 14 exons. Lineage: Eukaryota; Metazoa; Chordata; Mammalia; Carnivora; Felidae. The record is from RefSeq and is a predicted model, not a curated record. Gene Ontology annotation, biological process: glycolytic process. Gene Ontology annotation, cellular component: phosphopyruvate hydratase complex.
CCGCUGGAGGCCGGGACUAACGCUCCCACGCUUCCGCAGAAAUCGUGAACUCUUUCCCCAUCAGGAAAAGUGUCAGGCAAAGUGGUGGGAAACGACGCCGCCACUGCGCGAGCGUCAGGAGUGGAGGAGCCCUAGCCCCAGGCCCAAUCCCUCAGGAAGAGGAGGGAGGAGCACGGGAGGAGCCAUGCGCACCUAAGACCGCGGCAAGAACCCGGGCGAGAAGCCACGCGAGAUCUGGGGUCGGGAAAUCUCAUUGCGUUGCCUAGCGACGGACAGGACGCUCGCGGGCCCCCAGGCUAACCCCAGCUGUAGCCUCAAAUCUCCUACCAUGGGGGAAGAAGGCGGCGGCCGCAGCUGUGGGACCACUAGGGAGCUGCAGAAGCUGAAGCAGCAGGCGAUGGAGUACUACCGGGAGAACGACGUCCCGCGCAGGCUGGAAGAGCUGCUCAACUCCACCUUCUACCUCCAGCCUGCCGACGUCUACGGGCACCUGGCAAACUGUUUCUCUAAACUUGCAAAGCCACCCACCAUAUGCAAAGUAGUGGGGAGAAACGUAUUGGAUGGCCUGGGGCUUCCAACCCUACAAGUGGAAAUAUUCUGCACCAUUCAAAACUUCCCCAAGAACAUAUGUUCAGUGGUGAUCUCAACGCACUUUGAAGUCCAUGAGAACGCUUUACCCGAGCAGGCUGAGGCCGAGGAAGUGGAAAGGUCUGAGGCCGUCAGCACUGCUGUGCAGUGGGUCAACAAAACCAUCACGGAGGAGCUUCGGGGCAUAGCCCCCUCCAACCAGGCCGAGGUGGACCAGGUGCUCAGGACAUUCUUUGAAAGUAAAGUACAAGAAGAGAAGGAGAGAAGACAGCUGGAAAAGGGCCUGGAAGACCAAACAAUAUCCAUCCCUUCACCUCCACCUCCUCCACCCCCAGCAAGAAAAAAAGGACAAAGGCAAGGGAGGACAGAUACUCUUACAGAGAAGCCUAUCUUGCCUCCAGAACCUGUUGAACCUGUCCUCAGUGGCAGCAUGGCCAUUGGGGCAGUGUCACUAGCUGUGGCCAAAACCAGUGCCAUGCUGGACAAUAACCCCCUCUACUUAAAUAUUGCAUUACUGAAGCACCCGCAGGAGCAGCCGACAAAGCUAACUAUACCUUUGCUGAUGGUAUCUCUGGUCAGCUGUGGGAAGUCAUCGCCCGGGAAGUUGAAUUUAAUGAAAGAAGUGAUUUGUAUACCCCAUCCUGGAUUAACAGCUAAACAAGGUGUGGAGAUGCUUCUGGAAAUUCAGAAACAUAUUAACAAAACAAUUGAAAUGCCGCCUCCUCCAAAAACAGAGACAAAAAAAGGGCAUAAUGGAAACAAAAGAAGUCAACAGCCCAUCACCGGCAAGAUGUCCCAUCUUGGCUGUUUAACCAUUAAUUACGACACCAUAGAGCAGCCUCUGCUCCUCAUCGAAGGCAUCUGUGCAAACCUGGGGCUGGACCUGGGGACCAAUCUGCAUCUAGCCAUCAACUGUGCUGCACACGAGCUGAUAGAUUAUAGCAGAGGGAAGUACGAAGUGAUGACGGGAACGUACAAAAACGCAGCCGAGAUGGCGGACCUGUACGGGGAUCUGAUCAGCCGGUUCCCUUCAAUUAUCGCCUUGAUCGAUCCUUUCAGGAAGGAGGACUCUGAACAGUGGGACAGCAUCUAUAAUGCUCUUGGUUCCAGAUGUUACAUAAUUGCAGGAACUACAUCCAAAAGCAUUUCUACACUUCUAGAGAAUGGUAACAUCAGCAUCCCCAAAUCCAGCGGGCUGAUCAUCAAACACACCAAUCAAACUACGAUGUCUGACUUGGUGCAAAUAACCAAUCUUCUUGACAGUAAGAAGCACAUCGCUGUCUUUGGAAGCACAGAAGGAGAGUCUUCUGAUGACAGCCUUGUCGAUUUGGCCAUUGGACUCGGUGUCCGGUUUAUCAAGUUGGGAGGUCUUUCUCGAGGCGAACGGGUGACUAAGUACAACCGCCUUUUUACUAUAGAGGAAGAACUUGUCCAGAAGGGAGCACUGGGUUUCAACGAGGAACACACAUUUUUUUCCUUGCAUGAGGAAGCUGAAAAGGCCACCAUGGCUGGGGGGCCGCCUGAGCUCCUGGAGCCCAUCUUCCCCACAGAAGUGAUGGAGGGGUCAGCCAAAGCGUGAGCGUCUUCUGGAUGGGGCCACGGACAACCCCGACUUAUGGCCACUUGAGACCCGUACAGCUGAGGUGCAUCUCUGUGUUGGUUUUGCUCAAAAACGUCCCUAACUCAUGUGCUCCAUUUGACUCUUUGGAUUUCACUCUGGUAAAAUCGGUACAUAGCCCUUCGGCCUGAAAUCAUACCUGUAAACUGCGUCUUCCAGCCACCCAUUUCCGUGGGGAUUCUGUUUGUCUACCAGCCCUCCUGUCCACUGGGGGGCCACGACCCAGUAAAAGAGCCCAACGCUUUUGCUGUUGACUCCUCACUGAGUGCAGAUUCUAAUUCCGUGCCAGAAAGCACAGAUGCGUUUCUGUAGUAGCCACAGCCUCACACACAAGUAUGAGAGGCCACAGUCUGUGUGACCGCCAGCUUCCUCUUCCCUCCUUACCGUUAAUUCCCUUUUCCCUGAUUCCCUCCCCCAAAUUUUCAUCUUUAUUAUAUUACUUAUAUGCUUGUGCGUGUCCUUAGAUCCUCUUUGGAAAAAGAAAUCAGUAUAAAUGAACAAAACACGUUAAAUGAAUAAAUAACCUUAAGGUUC